Molecule: messenger RNA, 4348 nt
Organism: Thalassophryne amazonica
Lineage: Eukaryota; Metazoa; Chordata; Actinopteri; Batrachoidiformes; Batrachoididae
Product: NACHT, LRR and PYD domains-containing protein 3-like
Exons: 13
Coding region: 143-3841 (1232 amino acids)
Molecular function (GO): protein binding
Source: RefSeq, a predicted model, not a curated record
CUUUCUCUCUGUGUCUCACUUUGGUUCCUGGGUUUGAGGUGGAGGUUUACCUGAGAGGUUCUUUUGCUUAAUUCUCUUUUGGACUGUUGUCUGUGUUUUUGUCUCUUCUGUUGUCCACUGAUAAUCAGGUGUGGACUCUGCUAUGGAUCAGUGUGAGGACACAGAGGAGGGACCCCAGAAAACCGGUCUGUGUGGGGACCAGGAGAUCCAGAUCAAAGAUCAGAGACCACAGCAGGACACAGCGCCCUCUGCUGGACCUGAACCUGAACCCAGCUUGGUGUCUCUGAAGAGUGACAGGUCUAUGGACCGUCUCAUUGAUUUCAAAGGACAACGAGCGUCUACUGGACAGAAACCACAGCAGGACACAGCGCCCUCUGCUGGACCUGAACUUGAACCCAGCUUGGUGUCUCUGAAGAGUGACAGGUCAAACAGAUGUCUCAUUAAUUUCAAAGGACAACGAGCGUCUGCUGGACAGAAAGUGAAGCAGCAGAGCUCAGAGGUUCUCAGGGUUCAAUCUGCUCAACAGCAUCAAACAAACCUGAACCACAUGUUUCUGAAUGUCAAGCAGAACAUGUUGAUGUUUGUUAAAAAUGAGCUGAAGAGCAUCCAGAAGGUUCUCCUGACAGAUGAUGCAGAAUACUUGGAGAGUCAGAGUGAGGAUGAGGAGCAGAGGAGCAGCAGACUGGUUUUCCUGAACCUCACAGUGACCUUGAUGAGGUCAAUGAAUUAUGAUGAGCUGGCUGACUGUCUGCUGAGCAGAACUCGUGCUGAAGUUUGUCGUCGUAAAUUCAAAUCUAAGAUGAAGCAGAAGUUUGAGCGUGUGUUUGAGGGGAUCUCUAAAGCAGGAAAGACGACUCUUCUGAAGGAGAUCUACACAGAGCUCUACAUCACAGAGGGCGGGGCUUCAGAGGUCAACAAGGAACAUGAGGUCAGACAGAUUGAAGCAGCAUCCAGGAAAACAGACAAACCACAAAGAACAAUCACAUGUGAAGACAUCUUUAAAGUCUCAGCUGACACACAGCCACCAAUCAGAACAGUGCUGACAAAGGGCGUGGCCGGCAUCGGAAAAACAGUCUUAACACAGAAGUUGACUCUGGACUGGACUGAAGGACGAACCAACCAGGACGUCCACUUCAUAUUUCCAUUCACUUUCAGAGAGCUGAAUGUGCUGAAAGAGAAGAAGUUCAGCUUGGUGGAACUUGUUCAUCACUUCUUCGCUGAAAUCAAAGAAGCAGGAAUCUGCAGCUUCCAACACUUCCAGGUCUUGAUCAUCUUGGACGGUCUGGAUGAGUGUCGCCUCCCUCUGGACUUCCACAGCAAUGACAUCCUGACUGAUGUCACAGAGUCGAGCUCAGUAGAUGUUCUGCUGACAAACCUCAUCAGGAGGAACCUGUUUCCCUCUGCUCACCUCUGGAUCACCACACGACCUGCAGCAGCCAAUCAGAUCCCUCCUGAGUGUGUGGACAUGGUGACAGAGGUCAGAGGCUUCACUGACCCUCAGAAGGAGGACUACUUCAGGAAGAGAUUCAGAGAUGAGGAGCAGUCCAGAAGAAUCAUCUCCCACAUAAAGACAUCACAAAGCCUCCACAUCAUGUGUCACAUCCCAGUCUUCUGCUGGAUCACUGCUACAGUUCUGGAGGACGUGUUGGACACCAGAGACACACCAGAGCUGCCAGAGACCCUGACUGAGAUGUACAUCUACUUCCUGGUGGUUCAGUCCAAAGUGAAGAAGGUCAAGUAUGAUGGAGGAGCUGAGAUAGAUCCACUGUGGAAUCCAGAGAACAGGAAGAUGAUUGUGUCUUUGGGAAAACUGGCUUUUGUGCAGCUGCAGAAAGGGAACCUGAUCUUCUAUGAAGAGGACCUGACAGAGUGUGGCAUCGAUAUCAGAGCAGCCUCAGUGUACUCAGGAGUCUUCACACAGAUCUUUAAAGAGGAGAGAGGACUCUACCAGGACAAGGUCUUCUGCUUCAUCCAUCUGAGUGUUCAGGAGUUUCUGGCUGCUCUUUAUGUCCAUCUGACCUUCAUCCAGUCUGUAGUCAAUCUGCUGUCAGAAGAACAAACAACAUCCUGGUGGACUAAAAUAUUUAAACCUGAACUAACACGUCUCCAUCAGAGUGCUGUGGACGAGGCCUUAAAGAGUCCAAAUGGACACCUGGACUUGUUCUUGCGCUUCCUUCUGGGUCUUUCCCUGCAGACCAAUCAGACUCUCCUACGAGGCCUGAUGACACAGACAGACAGAAUCUCAGAGACCAAUCAGAAAACAGCUGAAUACAUCAAGAAGAAGCUCGAUGAGAAUCUGUCUGCAGAGAGAAACAUCAAUCUGAUCCACUGUCUGAAUGAACUGAAGGAUCGUUCUCUAGUGGAUCAGAUCCAACAGUUACUGAGCUCAGGACGUCUCUCUGUAGAACAUCUGUCUCCUUCUCAUUUAUCAGCUCUGAUCUUCAUCUUACUGUCAUCAGAUCAACAUCUGGAUGUGUUUGACCUGAAGAAAUACUCUGCUUCACAUGAGGCUCUUCUGAUGCUGCUGCCAGUGAUCAAAGCAUCUAAAAAAGCUUUGUUGUCUGGAUGUAAUCUGUCAGAGAGAAGCUGUGAAGUUCUGUCUUCAGUUCUCAGCUCUCAGUCCUCCAGUCUGACAGAACUGGACCUGAGUAACAACCAGCUGCAGGAUUCAGGAGUGAAGCUGCUGUCUGCUGGACUGGAGAGUCCACACUGUCACCUGGACACUCUCAGGUUGUCUGUCUGUAAUCUGUCAGAGAGAAGCUGUGAAGUUCUGUCUUCAGUUCUCAGCUCUCAGUCCUCCAGUCUGACAGAACUGGACCUGAGUAACAACCAGCUGAAGGAUUCAGGAGUGAAGCUGCUGUCUGCUGGACUGGAGAGUCCACACUGUCACCUGGACACUCUCAGGUUGAGUUGGUGUGAUCUGUCAGAGAGAAGCUGUGAAGUUCUGUCUUCAGUUCUCAGCUCUCAGUCCUCCAGUCUGACAGAACUGGACCUGAGUAACAACGAUCUGCAGGAUUCAGGAGUGAAGCUGCUGUCUGCUGGACUGGAGAGUCCACACUGUCACCUGGAGACUCUCAGGCUGUCAGGCUGUCUGAUCACACAUGAAGGCUGUGCUUCUCUGGCCUCAGCUCUGACCUCCAACCCCUCCCAUCUGAGAGAGCUGGACCUGAGCUACAACCAUCCAGGAGACUCAGUCAAGCUGCUGUCUGCUGGACUGGAGGAUCCACGCUGGACUCUGGACUCUCUCAGGGUGGAUCCUGGUGGAGUCCGAUGGCUGAGACCAGGUCUGAGGAAGUAUUUCUGUGAACUCUCUCUGGAUCCAAACUCAGCGAACAGAAAACUCAAACUGUCCAACAACAACACAAAGGUGGAACAUGUGGACGAGGAUCAAUCAUAUCCUGAUCAUCCAGACAGAUUUGACCUUUGCCCUCAGGUCCUGAGUACAACUGGUCUGACUGGUCGCUGUUACUGGGAGGUCGAGUGGAGACGAAACGUUUUUAUAUCAGUGACUUACAGAAGAAUCAGAAGGAAAGGAGACAGUUUGGACUGUUGGUUUGGACGUAAUGAUCAGUCCUGGAGUCUGAUGUGCUCUGAUGGUUUUUGUUACUCUGUCUGUCACAAUAACAGACAAACAGUCCUUCCUCUCUCCCCUUCGUCCUCUCACAGAGUCUCAGUGUUUGUGGACUGUCCUGCUGGCACUCUGUCCUUCUAUGACGUCUCCUCUGACUCUCUGAUCCACAUCCACACCUUCUGCUGCACGUUCACUGAACCUCUGUGUGCUGGGUUCAGGUUCAGGUUCUGGUCUGGUUCUGGUUCUUCAGUGUCUCUGUGUGGACUGUAGGACAGAGAGUCUCCUCCUGUGGACACAAACACUCGAUCACACACGUUUGGACAGUAAAUGUCCAGCUGGUUUGAUUUUGACGUCUCAGUUGUUGUAAAUUCAGCCUGUAAACAAACAUGAUUUUCACGAUUGACAGUUUGUUUGUUUGUUCAAAGAAACAAACAAUAAACAGAGUCCACUUAUUGUUGUCUCUGGGACAGUCUGUUCAUGAUUGACAGCUUGAAAUCUGUCUCUCCUGAUUGUCUUUUUCUGAUCAAAGCAGUUUGAUGUGUUGAUUGUCUGUCUGUCUGUCUGUCUGUCUGAUCACAAAUCAUUUGGGCGUCUUCAUUGUGGCUCCGCCCACUUGCAGCCAUCAGACAGGUGGAUCUAUGUCCAAGUAAAACAGCUUGUUGUUUUGUUUUUUUAUUCCUAAAUCUAUCAUUAAACUGUAAAAAUGUUCAAACUCAUAAAAUGUGUUUUUGUCCAUUUGAGCCUUGAGGAGGAAUAAAGUAAUUUUUCACAGUCUGA